Doryrhamphus excisus (bluestripe pipefish) is the source of this 1128-nucleotide messenger RNA. Its product is annotated as protein unc-119 homolog A-like. The record is from RefSeq and is a predicted model, not a curated record. Gene Ontology annotation, biological process: lipoprotein transport; visual perception; positive regulation of protein tyrosine kinase activity. Lineage: Eukaryota; Metazoa; Chordata; Actinopteri; Syngnathiformes; Syngnathidae. Gene Ontology annotation, molecular function: lipid binding. Gene Ontology annotation, cellular component: intercellular bridge; centrosome; spindle pole.
GAAGAGAGAGACAGUCUCACACAGGAGGAGGAGGAGGAUGCGAGGCAGCAGCCAGGAGCCGCCGAGCUCCAAGGAGAGCGAUGCAGACAGAAGCCCCAAGCCCAGCAUGAAGGUGAGGAGGGCGGAAGAGGAGCUGCUGGCUUCCUCGGUCAUCACGGUGGAGGACGUGCUGGGCUUGGACAACAUCACCCACAACUACCUCUGCGGCCCCGAGCACAACAUCUACAACAUCGACUUUACCAGGUUCAAGAUCCGAGACAUGGAGACCGGCACGGUGCUGUUUGAGAUCACCAAGCCGCCCUCUACAGAUAAAAGCGGUGAGAAGAAAGACGUGGAUCCAAACGCGGGCCGCUUUGUGCGGUACCACUUCACCCCAGCCUUCCUGCGACUGCGGCAGGUCGGCGCAACCGUGGAGUUCACCGUAGGCGAGGAGCCCAUCCAACACUUCCGCAUGAUCGAGCGCCACUACUUUAGAGAGAAGCUGCUCAAGAGCUUUGACUUUGAGUUUGGCUUCUGCAUGCCCGGCAGCAAGAACACCUGCGAGCACAUUUACAACUUCCCACCUCUUUCUGAUGACGUCAUCCAGGACAUGAUCCUGCAUCCAUAUGAGACCCAAUCAGACAGCUUCUACUUUGUGGACAAUAAGCUGGUGAUGCACAACAAGGCUGACUACUCCUACAAUGGAGGCACGUAGGCCAGGAGGAGGCAGGACAUUGUCUCCCUCCUCUCAUGUGUGGCUGAGAUGGUUCUGAUCAACGAGGACCAACCAGGAAGUAGACAGUGAGAGUGUGUAAAAAGCUAUGACGAUGAUGAUUACGAAUGAUACUUCCUGGUCUUUCAUUUUCAUCAACGGUGUGUGUGUGUGUGUGUGUGUGUGUGUGUGUGUGUGUGUACGUGUGUGCCUCAUGUCACUUUGUACUGAAAUAAAAUAAGUCAUAAAAGAUUUAUAAUCGUCUAAUAAAACUUUUAUGUCAAAAGAAAAAAUGUCAAUGAAAAUGUUUAUUUGUCACAUGAACAUGUGUCUAAAGACAGAGGCACUGUGCAAUAGAAAACUAACUACUAACUUAAACGUACUUUAUGAAUAAAGUUAUUUUGUGAAUGAUGAAAGCAGCAAAAAUAAAGAUUGAA